Messenger RNA from Clonostachys byssicola, 1119 nucleotides. The record is from the annotation of a GenBank genome assembly. Lineage: Eukaryota; Fungi; Ascomycota; Sordariomycetes; Hypocreales; Bionectriaceae.
AUGUCGCGCCUCUCCCAUUCCAACUCAUCCGACGGACAGAUUUCCGAGAACCACCCCUCCAGCACAGCUCCCAGUGGCAGCACGGUCCCUCCGCAAAGCGAGACACGGCUCCGCGCUCCGAGAUCUCUUCCUCCAUGGAUUGAUUCAUAUGAAGAGAGAUACGGUCCUGCCCCCAAGGCUCAACUAGAUCUCCUACGCCCACCCAACACGACCCGACCUCAUCGCAAUUCUGCCCCGAGCGAGCCGAAACGCCGUGUGUCCAAGGAUGGAUUUAUAGACUGGGAGGAUGCCCAGCUGGGUCCGGGACAGCGACCUCGGGGCAGCAUCCCCCACAUCCUCCGGUACGGCCGCGCACCAAAGAAAGGAAGGAAAUGGGACCACUUGCGAUCUGCCGAACCCGUUGUUGUCUCCGGCUAUGUCCCGUCAACCAUCUCAGGCCCCCCAAUGGCAUGGCGUGAUUUCAUCCACGCCUCCAAAUAUGGGCAUCUCACGGGCGAGGAGAGCGAGAUUAUGAACCAGGGCGACCUUGAAAAGCUGCAGCCGAACUUCGACCAACCUGUACGAGGGGCCUACAACCCGUUAGAUAUACGCACAUCACGACGGAGAAGAGCCAUUGCUCCCUACAAGAGGAUAUGGAAUCUAGUUAUGCGACAUCCUUUCUCGCCCCUCCUCUUCCGCCUCAUUGUCAUGGUAACCUCGAUUCUAGCAUUGGGAGUUGCCGGAAGGAUGUUCCACCUGGUGGAACAUUCGGAAAAUAAAAUGACUCCGGAACGGAGCCAGGCUGUUAUGGCCAUUGUGGUGGACUGUGUCGCCCUACCAUACAUUGCAUACAUGAUCUGGGAUGAGUAUACGGGGAAACCGCUCGGGCUACGCUCUGUUGUCUCCAAGGUGUCACUCAUCUUGCUGGACCUCUUCUUCAUCAUCUUCAAGUCGGCCAGUACAGCGCUAGCGUUCUCAACCCUGAUAUUUCACGGGUCAUCUACUGAAAGUGCGCGAGCUCUGGGUAAGGCCUUGGCGGCGUUCAUGCUGAUGGCAUUGGUCUCCUGGACGAUUAACUUCAUCAUCAAUAUUUUCCGAACAGUCGGGCGGCUCGGUCGUGGUGAUGACGAGCGUGGGUGA